Molecule: messenger RNA, 240 nt
Organism: Arctia plantaginis
Lineage: Eukaryota; Metazoa; Arthropoda; Insecta; Lepidoptera; Erebidae
Source: the annotation of a GenBank genome assembly
AUGCCGACGGUUGACAGGGAGACUACGUCCCCCUGCCUGCUCGGUGGUAGUGUGAGUACACGCCGAGCCCGUCCUCCUUUCUCCACCGCUGUCAGCGGAGAAACUGUGGCCCCUACAGGGCCCCGCCAUCAGGUUUUUUACCGAGGUUUCCUCCUCCAUGCUCCGAAGAGCGAAGAGCCAGCAGGGCAACCGGCAGACACGCCCACCCUGCUGGACCAGGCCUUGCCCGAGAGCCGAUGA